AGCUGUACUCCGCCACUGGCCAGCUAAAGCACGUAAAAGGAACAGAAACCACCUAUUUGCUUCGACCAGAGGCAAGCAAGACUUAAACUUUGAGAGACUACCACAACAAAUUAAAGAGCAAUGAAGUAGGUGGUAGUUAUCACAUGGAAAAGGAGGGACUGAAAAGAUGCCUAGAUCAUCUGGAGUCAAACAAUUUGGCGGUUGAGUACAUUGUGACUGACCGUCAUCCACAAAUCCAGAAGUUUCUGAGGGAACGCAAGAUAGAACAAUUCUAUGAUGUGUGGCACUUUGAAAAAGGUUUGUCCAAGAAACUUGUGAAACUUUCACAGAACAAGGACUGCAAGUUGUUGAAGAGGUGGCUGCACAGCAUAAAAAACCAUGUAUACUGGAGUGCGACGAGCACAACCUCGGGGCCGGAGAAGGUGGCAAGGUGGACGUCAGUCGUCAACCACCUACAAAACAUUCACGUGCACGACGACCCCCUAUUCCCCAAGUGUGAACAUCCUGAAAGAGCCACAACAGAUGCAAAUAAAGAGAGUUCUCAAAGAUGUGAAAAAGCUAAGCCAUCACUACCAGACCUCAUCGCUGCAGUCCUUCCACAGCUUGAUUCUGCGUUUUGCCCCCAAAAAGGUGGUUUUCCCCUUCAUGGGAAUGUUGUGCAGGUUGUGUCUAGCAGCCAUGCAUCCCAAUGAGAAUGCUGACCGUGAGCAAGCCACAACAGCUGCAGGACUACUUGUGUACAAAUUGGCCUAUCCAAAAGCAAGGAGGGGAGAAUGUACCGCAAAGCCUGUAAAGAAGGACCCUACAUACAUUCAUCCAAAAUGAGCCAGUCAUCAACUGAGGAACCACCUGAGUUGAAUACGUGGACCAAAGAGGACGUCCACCACUGGCUGAUGAAUGUGGUCAAAGUUCCUCCGAGUUGUGCCGAUUCUUUUCUGGAGGAGGAAGUGUGUGGAGAAGUUCUCAAUGAGAUUGAGAAGUCAGAUAUAUUGAAAUUUAAAAUACCACACGGCCCCGCUGUCAAAAUCUCCCAUUAUCUAGAGAGGCUUAAGAAAGGAUCACAACAUGAGUCCCAGUUCCCAGCUGAAGUGGAAAACUGGACAAAGGAGGAAGUGGCUCAGUGGUUAGUGGGGCAUUUGAAGGGCGAUGGCAAAAAGGCUGAACGAUUGCAAGAGCAAGAAGUGUCUGGAGAUUGUCUUGUUUGCUUCGAGGAGCAGGAUUUCCUGCAUCUGGGGCUAAAGAGGGGUCCCGCUAUCAAGAUCCUGAAGGAGCUCAGGCGACUGAGAAAUCAAGAGUCAAUGCCACCAUCCAGAAUCAAAACUUUCUUUAUGGGCAAAAACAAACAAGCAGGCAAGAAUCUGCCAAUGGAGAGAAAGACAACUGAAGUAACAUUUCAGAAUCCAGCCCCGUUGAUCAAGGAUACCCUGGAUGGGCUUUCGACAAAGGAUUUCAACCAUUUUAAAUUUGGUCUGGAGCAUUACACAGACCCUGAGUGCACAGCAAUUCCCCUGUGCAAACUGGAAGGUAAAGACACCAGUGACAUCGCUACAGCAGUGACCAACAACUACGGACCUGACAAGGCUUUACGCGUCACACAACAUGUUCUCCGAGAUAUACAUCGGCGUGAUCUUGCUGACCAACUGCAAAGCCACAUGGGUAAGAAUGUUUCUCCCACUCUCUUCACACAGUCCUGUAGGCGUCUUUCGGUUUUCUAACCCAGUUGAGAUUUAACCACGCCUACUUCCACAUUGACGUAGCUUUGCGCGACUGCAUCACGGAUGGAAAACGAAAACGACAACCCCAUGUUAACAACAUCAAGUAAUAUCAUGUAUACUCUAGUUUGGGUAAAUGGGCCGCUAAAAAUAUGAUCAAUUUAGUAUUUAUUGGACCACAGUUAGUUAAGCACCUCUCUGCACGGUUCCUCUUCCUACUUCCCUUUCGAAUCAUAAAUCUAUCGAUUAGAUUUAUGAUACGAAAAUUAUAAAAGUAGGUAU
Trematomus bernacchii (emerald rockcod) is the source of this 1994-nucleotide messenger RNA. RefSeq lists its product as uncharacterized. Bases 774 to 1715 code for a protein of 313 amino acids. Gene Ontology annotation, molecular function: protein binding. Gene Ontology annotation, cellular component: cytoplasm. The transcript has 6 exons. Lineage: Eukaryota; Metazoa; Chordata; Actinopteri; Perciformes; Nototheniidae. The record is from RefSeq and is a predicted model, not a curated record.